Neltuma alba is the source of this 1569-nucleotide messenger RNA. Its product is annotated as serpin-ZX. NCBI's taxonomy places the organism in Eukaryota, Viridiplantae, Streptophyta, Magnoliopsida, Fabales, Fabaceae. The transcript has 3 exons. The record is from RefSeq and is a predicted model, not a curated record. Gene Ontology annotation, molecular function: serine-type endopeptidase inhibitor activity. Bases 226 to 1389 code for a protein of 387 amino acids.
CCCAAAGGCGGAUCCGUCUUCGGCCUCCCCUGCUCUUCCCGAACGGAAAUCAGUUGCUCCAUACCUUCGUUGUUAAGCUCUCCAGUCGUCGCCAUCGUUAGAUCUCCCUAUCGCCGGCGUCUUCUGUGGCCAUCGCUGAGUAUUUUAGGGAGGCACCCACUGCUACUCGAGGAGCACAUUGGCAAUUUCAGGAACAUUUUGUGGAUAGCAAUCAACUUGAGGAAAAUGGACUUGCGAGAAGCAAUCAGUAAUCAAACAGAUGUCUCGUUGAGCUUGGCAAAGCAUCUACUGUUGAAGGGAGGUGAGAAUGAUAACUUGGUGCUUUCACCCUUGUCCAUCCACGUGGUGCUUAGCCUCAUCGCUGCUGGCUCCAAGGGCUCCACACGUGAUCAACUUCUCUCAUUCCUCAAGUCUAACUCCACCGAUCAUCUGAACUCCUUUGCGUCUCAGCUCAUCACUGUUGUCUUCGCUGAUGGUAGUAUUAGUGGUGGCCCCCGCCUGUGUUUCGCGAAUGCUCUCUGGCUUGAUCAAUCUCUUUCUCUCAAGCCUCCUUUCAAACAGAUUGUCGACUCUAAUUAUAAAGCUGCUUUAUCUCAAGUGGACUUCCAAACCAAGGCUGUUCAAGUGACCCAAGAAAUUAAUUCUUGGGUGGAAAAAGAGACGAGUGGCCUUAUUAAAGAGGUUCUUCCUAUGGGAUCUCUUGACAACUCAGCCAGACUCGUUUUUGCCAAUGCAUUAUACUUUAAAGGAGCAUGGCAUGAGAAGUUUGAUGCAUCAGCAACCAAAGAAUAUGACUUUCACCUCGGAAGUGGAAGCUCAGUGAAGGCUCCCUUCAUGACCAGCAAGAAAAAACAGUUUAUUAGAGCAUGUGACGGAUUCAAAGUCCUUGGUCUUCCUUAUAAGCAAGGUGAAGAUAAACGCCGUUUUACCAUGUAUUUCCUUCUUCCAGAUGCAAAUGAUGGGCUGCCAGCUUUGGUUGAGAUGGUGGGUUCACAAUCGGGGUUCUUGGAUCGCCAUAUUCCUCAAACCCGAGUGGAGGUAGGUGACUUUAGGAUUCCAAAAUUUAAGAUUUCUUAUGGGGUUGAAAUAUCCAAUGUGCUUAAGGAAUUCGGGGUGACAUUGCCAUUCUCUGGGGGAGAAUUGACGGAAAUGGUGGAUUCUUUGGCUGGUCAAAAUCUACAUGUUUCCAACAUAUUCCAUAAGGCAUUCAUUGAAGUCAAUGAAGAAGGAACUGAAGCUGCUGCUGCUAGUGCUGGUGUUAUAAAAAUGAGGGCUUUGCUAUCUAAAAUAGACUUUGUAGCAGACCACCCUUUCCUCUUUAUCGUCAGAGAGGAUAUGACUGGAACACUGCUGUUUGUUGGAAAGGUGCUUCAUCCUCUUGCUGGCUGAAUCAGUCAGACAUGUUAUCCUACGUAACAUUACUAUAUGUUGUUGCUACUGGUAAUCUGAGUGACCAGCUCUCAUCGUACUUACAGUGAACAGGAAUAUACUGAAAUGGAUGUGUAUGAGAAGAAUGUAAUAAGGAAAGUAGACAAAGUUUGCGAUAAAUCAUUACUGUUUUAUGCACAA